UCCCUGCUUCACGAUUCGUAAAAGAGUCAAGACUCCCAUAACUCGAACUGACUCGCCACCUCACCUCAGCCUCUGCUCUAUCUUCUCUCCACCACCUAGUCAAUCCCCUAAAUCGACUCCCUCCUUUUAUGGAACAAACUCAGUCACGUCGUUGCUCCAGCCUCCCUCGCCGGGGCUGAUUGUGUAGAAAUCUUGAAACCUUCGUCAGUUGACUUCAACUUUCCUCGAUUUGGAUGGCUGACCGCAACUGGAUUGCACUCUUUCUUACACUUUCUUGUUUGCUUCCUUCUCUUCACGCAAGUGCUGGUGACGCUGAUCCGAUUUACAGGGCUUGUGUGGGGCAGUGUGAGAAAACUGGAUGUGUGGGGGAUAAAUGUUUCCAACACUGUAACUUCUUAUCUGACGGGAAACCUAUGGGUGGACCAUGGUAUCUUCAAGAACCACUCUAUAUCAGGUGGAAACAAUGGGACUGCAGCAGUGACUGUCGAUAUCAUUGUAUGCUUGCUAGGGAAGAGGAGAGAGAAAAAGUUGGUGACAAGCCUGUCAAGUAUCAUGGAAAAUGGCCAUUCCGUCAUGUUUAUGGCAUCCAGGAACCUGUUUCUGUUGCUCUCUCUGCUCUCAAUCUUUCCAUACAAUUUCAUGGUUGGUUGUCCUUUUUCAUCCUUCUAAACUACAAGUUGCCUUUGAGGCCAGGUGAGAAGACCCAUUACGAAUAUACUGGUUUGUGGCAUAUCUAUGGCAUACUAGCGAUGAACUCCUGGUUCUGGAGUGCUGUUUUCCACAGUCGAGAUGUUGAGUUGACAGAGAAGUUAGACUAUUCAUCUGCAAUCGCAUUACUUGGCUUUACUUUCAUUCUAGCGAUACUGCGAGCUUUCAAUGUGAGAGAUGAGGCUGCCAGAGUCAUGGUUGCUGCUCCAGUGAUUGCAUUUGUGACAACUCACAUCUUGUACCUGAAUUUCUUCAAACUUGAUUACGGACUGAACAUGAAAGUCUGUGUCACCAUGGGUGUAGUUCAACUUCUCAUAUGGGCGGUAUGGACUGGUGUCAAUCAUCAUCCAUCACGCUGGAAGCUGUGGGUGGUGGUUGUUGGAGGAGGUCUAGCCAUGCUCCUGGAGAUUGUCGACUUCCCACCUUACCGGGGUUUUGUUGACGCUCAUGCUUUACAUAAUGCCACAAGCAUCCCUCUUACCUACCUUUGGUGGAGCUUUAUCAGGGAUGAUGCUGAGCUCCAAACAUCAACUCUCCUUAAAAAAAUGAAGUAACAUUUUCUUCAUCAAACACAUGCACUUAUCAGAUGGUAAAUUGUAUCAAAUUGCAUUGACAUGCCCAACCAUCUCUCCUCAACAUCAGAUUGUAUUCUCUGUCACCUGGUGUAACUUUUUUCCUGGACUGCUUACAAUAGCAGGUCCUGUUGUUUCAAAAAAUUUUCUUUUUGAUUUUGCAUUA
Molecule: messenger RNA, 1446 nt
Organism: Mangifera indica (mango)
Lineage: Eukaryota; Viridiplantae; Streptophyta; Magnoliopsida; Sapindales; Anacardiaceae
Product: post-GPI attachment to proteins factor 3-like
Exons: 5
Coding region: 234-1262 (342 amino acids)
Biological process (GO): GPI anchor biosynthetic process
Cellular component (GO): endoplasmic reticulum membrane
Molecular function (GO): hydrolase activity, acting on ester bonds
Source: RefSeq, a predicted model, not a curated record